Molecule: messenger RNA, 2692 nt
Organism: Salvelinus namaycush (lake trout)
Lineage: Eukaryota; Metazoa; Chordata; Actinopteri; Salmoniformes; Salmonidae
Product: death domain-containing protein CRADD-like
Exons: 2
Coding region: 247-921 (224 amino acids)
Biological process (GO): signal transduction; regulation of apoptotic process
Molecular function (GO): protease binding; death domain binding
Source: RefSeq, a predicted model, not a curated record
CCCAAUCCCAAAGAAGAGGAACUAAGCAGAUGAGCGUGCCGAAAGUUAUUGUAAAACAAGAGGAAUGACAGUUGACAUGAAAUUAAUCAUGUAAUAAGGUUAGUUUUUGUUCACGUUGUGACAACAAAAACAAGAAAUCUUUGCGUAUAUGCUGCAGUUAACGUUAGCAGCAAACCAACGUCGCAUGAAGGCGAUCUAGCUGGCUAGCUGAUGUAGCUAGCUAAUGUUUGCCAAUAAAUAUUGGCUAUGGUGGGUUCAUUUGACGAAAUAUAUGUUUGUAGACAUUAUGUACGACUAGCUAGUUAUUUCAUGACAACUAUGGACCCGAGGCACAAAGAAAUACUCAGGAAACACCGGCUGGACCUGUCCAAUCAAAUUUUAAUUGAUGACACCAUAGUUCAAUUCCUGUACCAGGAGAACAUUUUAACAGAGAGCCAGGUGGACGAGAUUCAGUCCCAAAUAGGCAACAAGAAGAAGACGUUGAGACUGCUGGAUAUCCUUCCCACCCGAGGUCCGCGGGCGUUUGGUACAUUUCUGAAUUCCCUGGAGGAAGAGUUUCCUUGGGUGAGAGACGAGCUACUCCAGAACUUGGAGCAACCCAACGUACCUGGGCAAAGUCCAACAGAUGAGUGGAACAUUCCAGAGGUGACGCUCCGAGCAGUCCCGUCCGACAGACAGUUGUCCCGGCUGGCAUCACGUCUCGGUUCGGAGUGGGAGUCGGUUCUCCUCGACCUGGGCCUCUCCACGGGGGCGCUGUACCGUUGCCGUGCCGACCACCCUCUGAGCUUGCACGGGCAGGUGCUAGCAGGGCUGAUCCAGUGGAGGCAGCGCCAGGGGAGGAGCGCUACAGUCCACAGGCUGCUCCAGAGCCUGAAGUCCACUGAAGUCCACCCCUCUACCCUGGACGAGGUGUUCCAGUGAGGGGAGAGGACACACUGUAUCAUGGAUGAAAUCCUAAUUGGAUGACAGCCAUUAGCUCAGCCAGACCAGGGUUUCUGAUAGGAAAAUGUGGCGCAUGUGACCGGCAGCUUUUUUUUACCAGACAUUUGAGAUCUGCCGGACCCAUAUGCAUUGGAUGCAUAACCUGAUUAGGGUGUCCAACCACAGUGCUCAGAAUGACACACAUCACGGUAAUUCAUAUUAACAGAACAUGCAAGUCGAGGAUACAACAAUGAAGUUAUAAGUGUCCACAUUUGCUUUUCCUCAGCCAACAAGACAACUAACAGCAACAUCACUAGCCUGUCAAUCUACUAUCCCCCAUAGUAGAAUAGUUAACCUAUUCUAUUGGUCAGGUGGUUGAGAAAUAGUCUAUUCCAAUCUGAAUCUGGGACAGUUGUGAGAUGGAGCCCAAAAUCAUACAACCAGUAGGCUUAGGCUACAUAAAAAAACAACGUUAAAAACAAUGAGAGUGACGCAACACAACAAAGUUUAGCUUAUAAUGCGGGGGAACUAUUAUUUCUUCACAUGAUAAGCUCAGCAAUGUGCACAAGGCAGUAGGCUACUCAUGAACGUUCCUUCCAUAAUGCAAUUAGCGGGAAAACACCGUUGUCAAAAGGGCACCACACACUUGAGCAGUUUCAUGUGACGGAGAUGAAAAAUGUCCAUUAGAAAUGUAGAAAGCGAUGGAAUAGGCUACUUUGAGGAAAGGUAAGACGUGCCUCAUAUGUAUUAAAAUGAAAUGCAUAGCGCCUCCAGCUCAUUGCCAAGUGGUGUGUGUGUGACGCGGCAGCAGCUCAAAGGCUCUAUAUGCUGUACGGGUGUGAUAAAUAAGAUGCAUAACAAAUAUACUGUAGCCUACACAUUUUGCCAACAUAAUUCCACUAAAUUAUGCGAAAUAACCUAGAGAACGAUAAAUAUGACCAGUCAAAUGUAUUUCCAUCAAUGAAGAGGCUAAAAAGCAUUAUUUCGCAAUGGGAUUUUUUCUUAUUUUCCAGGACAAUUGACCAGGGAUAUAUUAUUUCAGCUUUUCAACAACAACAAAAAUGUAUAGGCCAAGAGCCGGCUAUUACCGGCUAACAGAAACCCUGAGCGAGAUGUGUCAUUGGCCUGGCCCUGUGUGUGUGUUGUAAUAGGGACAUGUAAGAUUAAUAAAGUUAAUAUUCAGUUUAGAGUAAUUAACACAAUGCUUAGCGUAAUUAUGUUUUUACCUUUUCUGUAAUACACAUGAUUUCCAGUGUUUUAUUUUGGGGAAACUCUUGUGUACUGUUUGAUUGUCACUAGACUUGAUACGAGAAUAAUCCGUAACGUUCAGUAUCUCUUGAUAGUGAUUGAUGCCAGACUGGAGGUACAAGGACAGAGGACACUGAUUUGUUAUUGUAAGAUUAGAAUAAGCCGAUUUUGAAACCAUGCAGGCCUACACACACUCCUAAAGACACGCCUUUUCUCAGUCACUCAGACCCUGAAAAGUAAACAAACACGAUGGCGUUGCGACAUUCACUCUGUGGAAAACAAAUCCACUGAUAGUAUUUUAGUAUAUAGUAUUGCAUAACGUCUGGUCUUAUUUUCACAACAUAUUGUUGUAACAUUACGUCACAAUGAAUCAGGGACAUUAAUGGACCGCAACAAUAGCCACUGCUGCAGUCAGUUUUUAUCAAAUGGAAAUGCCUCAACAAGGUCAAGGCUGCAUGCCCAACAAGCACUCUCCAGGAUUUUUUCCCACGUGGAGCUGAAAUUAAAGGCGUUUGUACAUUAA